Molecule: messenger RNA, 2034 nt
Organism: Trichosurus vulpecula (common brushtail)
Lineage: Eukaryota; Metazoa; Chordata; Mammalia; Diprotodontia; Phalangeridae
Gene: PRDX3
Product: peroxiredoxin 3
Exons: 7
Coding region: 249-1016 (255 amino acids)
Biological process (GO): cell redox homeostasis; cellular response to stress; hydrogen peroxide catabolic process
Cellular component (GO): mitochondrion; cytosol
Molecular function (GO): thioredoxin peroxidase activity
Source: RefSeq, a predicted model, not a curated record
GCUCGGUGACCCUUUGUCCAGCGUCCUGCCCGUAGCCCACUCCAGCCUGCUCCAGCCUGCAUUCAUUCUCUCACCUUCGGGCCCUCCUCUAGUUCUGAACUACUGGCCUGGCCUCAGUGGAUCUGAGCACACUCCGGCGCCCACCCCGCAGCAUCCCUUGGCCCCGCCUCUGGCCCCCCAAGAACACGCCCUGGUCCCGCCUCUCCUAGAUUUUUCCGCAAGUCGCCGGCCCUCCCCACGCUUGGAAGAUGGCGGCUUCCGUGGGAAGGUUACUUCGGGCUUCGGUUGCUCGGCAUGUGAAGUCCUUUCCCUUGGGCAUUUCUGCAGCCUUUAGGCCUGUUGCUGCUAGAAACACAUUCCCAACCAACAUAGUGCCCACAAGUGCUGCCCAUUCAAAAUUUUCCUUCAGCACCAGUUCUUCAACUUAUGUGCCUGCUGUAACCCAACAUGCUCCAUAUUUUAAGGGUACAGCUGUUGUCAGUGGAGAAUUCAAAGAAAUAAGCCUUGAUGACUUUAAAGGCAAAUAUUUGGUGAUUUUCUUCUAUCCUCUUGAUUUCACUUUUGUGUGUCCAACAGAAAUUGUUGCUUUUAGUGACAAAGCUAAUGAAUUUCAUGAUGUGAACUGUGAAGUGAUUGCGGUUUCGGUGGAUUCCCAUUUUAGCCAUCUUGCCUGGAUAAAUACACCAAGAAAGAGUGGCGGUUUAGGUCAUAUGAAUAUUCCACUCCUGUCAGAUUUAACCAAACAAAUUUCCCGGGACUAUGGUGUUCUGCUUGAAGGACCUGGCAUUGCAUUAAGAGGUCUUUUCUUAAUUGACCCUAAUGGAAUUAUCAAACACAUGAGUGUCAAUGAUCUCCCUGUGGGCCGAAGUGUGGAAGAAACUCUUCGUUUGGUGAAGGCGUUCCAGUUUGUGGAAGUGCAUGGAGAGGUGUGUCCAGCAAAUUGGACACCAGAUUCGCCUACGAUCAAGCCAUCGCCGAAUGCUUCCAAAGAGUACUUUGAGAAAGUGAAUAAAUAAAUGAUACCAUGUAUUGAAGACCCUCGUGGCUUUUUAAAUUAUGAAGAAAACAAAAAUUGGAAUCUACAAUAACAUGCAAAACAUUACUGCAUAUAGAAGUGUAGAAUAUGUACAAGUUAUGCUUGUGUCUGUGAAUAUCACCCCCAAAAUGCUCAGUUUUCAUAAACUUGAUCCCCCAAACUAUUUAACCUUGAUAACUGUUGCUAGUUCAAAGGAUCCUUUAGUACCAAAUCUUUGCUUUUCCCAGUCUUCAUUGGAACCUAGAGGUUCCCUUCUUGAAUUUAUAGGCUAAAGAAAUUGUUCAUUGUCUUUAUAUGCACAAAAAACAAGUGUGGCAAACAUUUAAUCAGGAUGCUUUGAGGGACUUGAGUUAUAGGUAAACAGGUAUUCCUGCUUUCCCUUAACUGAAUAUCCCUCUGUAUAUUAUUUUUUGUCAUUAAGCUAUAGUCUUUUUUUCUCCAUAAAGUGAAAUGUCCUGUAAUUAAAGAUAAUAAUUUCAGAGGUCUAAUUUGAUUCAUGGCACAUUUAAGACAUUAAGUAUGAAGUAUAUUUCUUUUUUAAAAAUCCAGCACUAGGGGCAGCUAGGUGGCACAGUGAGUAGAGCACCAGCCCUGGAGUCAGGAGGACCUGAGUUCAAAUCCGGCCUCAGACAUUUGAUACAUGUACUUAGCUGUGUGUGACCUUGGGCAGGUCACUUAAUCCCAACUGCCCUGCCAAAAAGCAAAAAAAAAAAAAAAAAAAAUCCAGCACUUAACAGUGGUAAAUUAAAGUAAUUAAUCAUGGUGAGUAGACCAGAGAUUUUUAAUCCUGCGGUUCAUUUUACCAUUAUUUGAAGUUUGAGUGAACUUUAUGUCUUGAUACAUUUCAAAUAUCAUUUAAUUUGAUUGUAAAAGAUACCUGUUGAAUCCCAGAGUUAUAUGUAAUGCAGCUUUGGAAAUUAUUAUUGAACAUUUAUUUUUCUAGAUAGUGAAUAACUCAGUGUACGUUCUUUAAUCAAAAAUAAAGAAAUUUUAAAGUA